AUAAUUGAUUUGAUCCAACACUCGAUCGGUGGUAGCCUCCUCUGACAAUUAAUUACAUUUAUUUGUUUUACAUAUCUCCUUGUUGUGACCUGCAUAGUUCACAUGAAUUUUAAAGUUACAAAUAUAUAGAUGUCAUUGUAAUCUUAGUCCAAACAAGACCAUACUGAAACAACAGAUUCAUUCCAUAUGGGAAAGGAUCUGUUUAGUAAUUUACCAGACGAAAUUCUAGGUCGCAUAGUUUCAUUUCUACCAAAUGAAUCAUCGCUAGAAACCAGCCUUCUUUCUACAAGGUGGAGGGACCUGUGGAAUGAAGCUCUUGUCAAACAUGGAACUCAAGAGGAUAUCAUAGGUGUUGUUGCUGGUUUUAUCACACGUUUUGAGGAGUUUGAUCCAUUGAAGCAUCCUAGAAAGCUUCAAUUUCACUUUGCUGAAGACAGUGUAGUCUCAGCAACCGUUGCAAAUAAUAACAAGCUUAUGCUUCAUUUUUCCCCUUGGAAAGAAGAGAUUCAAAUGGGGUAUGAGUUGGAGUUCAAGCAAACUAAGCAACACAUAGCCACCUACCAGUCUUUUCCUUCCACUUUCUCAGUCAAAACCCUCUAUUUGAAAUCGGUGAGUUGUUUCACAAGUAAUAUUGCUGCCUCCAUCGUUUCAAAUUUGGAGCAUCUUCAGAAUUUGGUGGUCAUUGACUGCAAAGGGUUGGAAUCUUUGAGUGUUGACUCCACCUCUGAGCUUCACAUGUUAACCAUCUUGGAUUGCUUAGAGUUGAAGACUCUCCAUCUCAAAACUUCUAGGCUCAAGUCUUUUCGGUAUCGUGGGCCUCUUCCUUUGCUUAGGCCAGAAUAUCAUUUCAACCUGCGUGAUGCCAUGCUUGAUUUCAGAUUAGGACUAAGCUGCAGUGGUUUAAAGACCAAGGAUUUUGAUGCAACCCUUUUAACAAUAAAGAACUGUGAAGUUCUUACUCUGUGUAAAUGGACUUUUGAGGAAUUAAUAUGGCCAUCGAUUUCUCCUCUAUCUGGGAGCUUCAUAUUCUAUAAAUUAAGAGAGUUAUGGUGGAUUGACAACUAUCAUGAGGAUGAAUACAACACAGAUGCCUUGUUCUCCUUCUUGAAAUUAUGCCCUUCCUUGGAGCAUCUUUUUGUGACUAUUGAUCCUGAAAGUUAUUCGGCUGGAGGGUCCAAUUCAUGCUUAAUGAAAGGGACUAAAUGCACAGAACUGGAACAUCUUAAACUGAUAAAGUUUAUGGGAUUUUCAAGUCGAAAAGAUGAAAUCUCAUUGGCUAAAUGUUUAAUUCAUCUAAUCAAGGGAAAGCCUCCAAAGAUAAAGACUUCAGAUGGGAAUUGCUUGGAUGCAGUGUUUGUGCAGUGAUUUUAGAUUUCUUCAACGUUUUCAAAAGCUAGUCCAAUUCAACAAUCUGUUUUUAUUUUAGAUUUCUUCAACGUUUUCAAUUUAUUUAUUUUUAUUUUUCAACUGUUUUGUAGGUUUUAAUUAAAUUUGACUAGUUUUAAGCAUUCUUGUUUUGAACCCCACAAAGAAAGUCUAGUAAGCCUUAAAUACGGUUCCUUACUCCCUAUUAUGGAAAAGAAGUCAACGAUUACAAGAUCAA
Molecule: messenger RNA, 1603 nt
Organism: Glycine soja
Lineage: Eukaryota; Viridiplantae; Streptophyta; Magnoliopsida; Fabales; Fabaceae
Product: F-box protein At2g39490-like
Exons: 3
Coding region: 187-1365 (392 amino acids)
Molecular function (GO): protein binding
Source: RefSeq, a predicted model, not a curated record